Molecule: messenger RNA, 5318 nt
Organism: Chara braunii
Lineage: Eukaryota; Viridiplantae; Streptophyta; Charophyceae; Charales; Characeae
Source: the annotation of a GenBank genome assembly
GCGGGCUGGAAGAGACAGGAAGGUUGGACAGAGACCGAUCGGAGAGGCAGAGGGUCACUUGCAGGAAGAGAGAGAGAGGACGGGAGGGAAGGCGGCAGCUGGUUGUAAGAGAGGCAUACGGGAGCUGGUGGGAGAGAGGGAAGUCGGAAGGGAGGGGCUUAGGACAGGCGGGGAGGAGAGAGGAAACGGGCACGUGGGCGAGCGAGAGACAGAGUAGCGAUUGCCCCUCUCUCGCCCACGUGGACUAAGUAAUUAGCUGGUAAGAAGGAACUAAGAGGAAAUGUGCUAGUGUGUGUGUGGGGGGGAGAGAGAGAGAGAGAGAGAGAGAGAGAGAGAGAGAGAGAGAGAGAGAGAGGAGGCUUUGGGAGAUUUCAUCGGCUAGUAUAGCGAGGAAGUGGUAAUCGGAUUUGUCUUAAAACUCUUUCCCGCUCCCUGCUCUCCCCCCCCUUUGUUGAAGUGGAUGGGUUUUGGUAGGAGCUUUUGGGCCAAUUAAUUAUUAGACUAUUUCGUGUUCAUUGACAUAGUAAACACACACAUCAGGUAGGAUUUUCGAAAGGGCUCUCAUGUAGGCAAUCUUCUACGUGUAAACGUCGAUUCACCGAAGGAAGCCCUUCGUUUCCCUAUCAACAAAUCUUCUCUCUCCUUAGUUUCUAUCGUACACACGAGCUCUUGGAGAGAGAGAGAGAGAGAGAGAGAGAGAGAGAGAGAGAGAGAGAGAGAGAGAGAGAGAGAGAGAGAGAGAGAAGCUGAUUACUUUUCCAGACGUCCUAGCGUGCUCUCACAAUAGUAGACGGACGACGCAUACACACACACACACACACACACAGACACACACACAGAGANACACACACACACACACACACACAGACACACACACAGAGAGAGAGAGAGAGAGAGAGAGAGAGAGAGAGAGAGAGAGAGAGAGAGAGAGAAUUAUUGGAGGCGAAGAGGUAGUCAACCUGUGUCACGACUGUGGCAAGUUGUUGAAGUUGCUGGAAAGAUUGCGUUGUUUAGAAUGGGGGGAAAGGACGUUGGGAAUGGGGAUGGGCUCCGGACGCCGCUGCUUACACCUCUCCGCCUACGGAAGGUGGACAUGAUAUUCCGCAAUUUCGACAAGGAUGCCAACGGCUUCCUUGACAGGGAGGAGAUGGCCAAUUUGGUGAUCGCAGUGAAUCCGCGUGUCACGUUUACUGCAGAACAGAUCAACGCGAUUUUGGAGGAAGUUUUCCGAACUUACGCUAAGUACAUAGACACUGCUCGCGGUCUGACGAUUCAGGGAUUGCGGCAGACAUACGCGGAUGGCGCGGGGGAUGUGGAUAGAGAUUUCAGCGCGCUGGGUUACUCGCUAGACAGUGAAGGGGGCGGACCUGGAACGGAGAAAUCCAUCGUGAUACCUAUCACCCCAGUGACGACAGCACCUCCCACUCCCAUGGCAAGAUCUCCACCGCCGGCGAGGGCUCCUGCAGGUCGUCCUCGCUCCCCCACGGGGGGUGUACCAGGUGCCUUCGACGUUGCUGACGCCAGGCGCGGUCCUUUCGCUCCUCCUCCCUCUGUUACCUCCUCCAGACCCCCUGGAUCUCUCGGCAGGCCUGGUCCCUUCCCCGCUUACACGGACAUUUCAACCAGGUCUUCUAUUCGAGGGGGAUCGGAGAGAGAGAGAGACGAGAGCGGUAUUCUCUCUAAUGCCUCGAGUGCGGACGGGAUUGUCUUUGCCAACACGCACGUGCUUCUGAGCGAUCUCGACAGAAUCUUGACGAAGGAAGAUGAGGCGAAUUGGAGGGCUCCAGGGGCUGGAGCAGGUGGUGGUCCAGGGUCGGCAGGGGAGGAACCUGCUGAGGAGGAGCUUGGCCCGGAGGGAGGUAGCGGCAAGAAUGUGUCGGCGGUGUCGAAGGAGGUGACGGAGUUACAGAGUAAGAUAGACAAGAUUCCCAGCUCAGAGGAGGCAUUCGAGGCGCACAUGGAGAUAGGGAAAGUGCUGGCAGACAGGUCAAAAUUCAGGGAGGCGCUUGUGAGCUUCACGAAGGCGGCGCAGUUGAAACCGACGAAUGUGAAAGCGCAUUUCCGAUGUGGAAACGUGUUGUACAGAAUGAAGAAUUAUGGGAAGGCGCGGGAAUCGUACGAGAAGGGUAUUGAGGUGGGGAAGGCCAAUCCGAUGAUAUACACGUCGGUGAUGCCGCAGCUGCACGUGAAUCUUGGGAUCACGCUGGAGGCAGAGGGGAUGCUGUUGUGCGCGUGCGAUCAUUACCGCGAGGCGGCGAUCUUAAACACACAACAUUUCCGGGCUCUGAAGCUCUUGGGAAGUGCGCUUUUCGGUGUGGGGGAACUGGACAAGGCGGAGCAAGCUCUGGAACACGCCAUCUACCUGAGGCCGAGCUACGCUGACGCGCACUGUGACUAUGGCUCUACCCUUCAUGCGCUUGGAGAAGACGAGAAGGCCAAGAGGAUGUUCAAGAGGGCACUGGAGUUGUUCCCUGAGCACGCGAAUGCGCUGUACAACUACGCUGGAUUGCUGAGAGACAUGGGAGAGUUCGCGGAGGCCGUGAGCAUCUACGACCGGAUCUUGAAACUGGAACCCAAGAAUUGGCGCGCAAUGCUGAACAAGGCGGUCGCCCUGCUCGGAGACAAGCAGCAUGAGGAGGCGAAGCUGGCGCUGAAGGAUGCGUUCAAGAUCACCAAUCGCGUUGAGCUCUACGAUGCAAUACGCCAUUUGAAAAGGAUUUCUAGGAAGAACAAGCAGCUGAGCUCUGCUCUGGAGAGCCUGCCGGAGCAAGCGACGCCUGGUCGGGACGGAGAGCUGGCGUACGGUGGUCAGGCUUUGGUGGUCGAGCUGCACAGGUUCCAGCGCUAUUCCCAGAAGAUGACGUCGCCGAAGACGAUGGCGGAGGCGCUGGAAGUGCGCGCGUUCCAGCGCCACACGCGCGUGUGCCGUUUCGACGUGACGAAGCUCCGCGCGGAGGUGAAGGACGGGCCCGGGAUCCCGGCGGACAAAAAGGUGAGGAAGGCGGUGGUGGAGAGAAUCAUGCGCAAGCUGCUGCAUUUCUUGUCGGCGGAGACCUUCCAGGGCGCCAUGAGGGCGAUGAACGAGAGGGUGCUGAGUGUGCUGGAGACGAAGCGCAACGGUAUGGUAGAUCUUGCGCUGUUCUUCGCGCUGAUUGCGCCGCUGUGCGGCGGAGAUGUGGAUGAGCGCAAGAGGGUGGCGUUUCAAGCCCUGGUGUGGGCGUCGGACAAGACGUCCGGAGAGAUAAGCGAGCGGGACGCGUUCAAGUACUUCAAAGUGCUGCGCACCGUGUACCUGCCACCGAAGAACGAGUCGUCUCUUCUGAGGCAGGAGCAGGAGGAGGAGGAAGAGGAGUUGGUCGCGGCGACGAGGGGAGGUGCGCGCGCUGCCGGCGGAACGAUGUCCUUCCGCGAGUUCAAGGAGGUGUUCAAUGAUCCGGUCAAAGGCUUCGACUUGCUGGAGACUGUGUUGAUGCUUGAGCAGCGCGACCGGAUCAGACAUAGCGGAUUGGCGUGCGCCGUCUGUGCAUAUACCCUAGUGGGCCUUCGGUACAAGGAGGUAAACGUCGGGUUUUCUCUCUGUUCGCUGUGCUAUGGUGAGGGGAAAGUUCCGCAAGAGUUCAAGAGAGAGACCUACGUCUUCAAAGAGAUGAAGGCAGAGAACCGACUCUUCCCGGAAAGGUUCAGCAGAUUCGUUAGUAGUGGCGGCGCUAGGAGUCCUACCUCCCAACCGGCAUCCCCUUCCUCAGCGGGCCAACAGCAGCAGCAGCAGCAGCAGCAAGACAAACGGCCUAGCACAGUCGCAGCGCAUUGAUUUGUUUUCGUCGACGGAUUGAUUGAUUGAUUGAUUGUCGACUGAUCUUUCGAUCAAGUCGAUUCACUAAUGAUUGAUAUGGUUUGACUGCUCGAUCGAGCGAUCGAGAAGAAGCGCGCGUCGUUUAUGGGAUUGUUGAUUUGUGGUUACGUUCGUUGUACCUCUUUCGACUCUUUUCCUUCUCCUCUCCACUCCUCUCUGUCUCUCAUUUACACAUCUUUGUUUUUUUUUUUUCUAUAAUGUUUCUUUGAAUUAUUCACAGCAAUAUUCACAAUGUGACAAUAUAUAUAUCGCAUACUACCUCUGUUGAUCAAACCGCCGCGUAGCCAGGUAGACACAGAUAGAGGACAAGCAAACAGCGGGGGAGGCGGAAUUCCAUGCGGGUGGAAGGAUAGGCAGUCUAAAAGUCGCGUCGGUAAAUGCUGUCGACAAUCCAAAUGUCAUCGGCAGCUUCGAAAACGCGGAUAUGUGACGCUGCUCACCCUUCUCUUUCUUUCUCUCUCUCUCUCUCUCUCUCCCGCCCUUCUUUUCCUCUCUCUCCCCUUGUUUCCUGCUUCGUGUGGACUUCUCUCCCGUACUCUCCUUCUCUACCUCCACCUACCUUCUUAGGCGUUUCGUGGUUCGAUGGGAUGCCUUUGUACUCGCGAUUAACGGAUGGAUUGGAUCGACGGAGCAGGCACGUGGCUGAAGUAACGAGGGGACACAGACGGUUGCACCAACGACGGAAUGAUAUCCACUGUAUUUGGACAACGUUGGGGUAUAAUAACGCUGGGUCAUUAUCGCUGUAUGGAGACGGAAAGGUGAUCCAAAUACGAGCUGCUUUUAAUGCCUUCGUGUCCCCCCAUAAGGAGGGGGAAGGUGGAUGAAAAGUCAAAGAGCGAGCGAGAGCGGGGAACGACGGACAGGCCGUAUGUCCGCAUCAUCUGCGCCGACGAGAAGCACGUGUUUGCACUAUACCGAGGAGCAGGCACGUGUUUGGACGAACGAAGGGACAACGUGUUUACACUAGGAGAAAGGUGUGUGAAGCGCUGUGUCCAGCCGAUCGAGAGAGUGCCAGGAGGGUUUGGAAGACGGCUAGCGGGGUGAUUAUGUUUUUGUCGGCUCGGCGCGCCUUGUGUGUCCCGUCUGCGAAGAUUGGAGGGAAGAGUGCGGAGACUAUGAAUUGCUGCAAGGUGCGAUUGAUUUGGAGAGAGGUUGUGGAGAGGCUGCGAGUGAUGUGAACUCGUCCUCGCGUUCUGUUGUUUAGUAUAUCAUGAACGAAAGAGACUCCCUUUCCCCCCCCUUCCCCCCCCCCAAAACCACCCCCUUUUCAUGUUAUAAUGCUGAAUGUGAGACUGUAGGAAUCCAAAAUUUUCUAGUUUGUCAUUUUAUCAUUCACCCCUUGGGAAAGAUGUAAAUGUAGAGUUGUUGGGAGCGUCUGGCUUCGUUUGCCCGUGUUCGCUUUCCGUGAUGAAGAUGGACAAACGAUCGGGCUGUCUGUCUCCCUAAGUAAAAGAGCAGGAGCCCU